UGUUGCAUCAUUGUGUAUCGUCGAAUAUUAAUGUCGAUGGUAUGAUAUACAUAGAAUUCUCAUUCAAACAUCCAAUACAACGUAUGAGUUGAUGGCAUAUGUACAUACACAUACAUUGACAUUGUGUCCAACGACAUAAACAUCGACAACGACAACAACAAGCUUAUGAUCCAUACGAAAAAAGAACAAGAAUUUGAACAAGUGUUGAAACAAGAACCCCGAUUUACCUAUUAUUAUUAUUAUUCGGCCCAACAAACACAGGAACAAAGUAUCAAAUAUAAAAACAUAGACAUACAUACAAGUGCAACAACAACAGCAACGACGAUGACAACAAGACUUGUCAUUCUUGCAAAAAAAAAAAUUUGUAUCAACAUCUAUCAAACACUAAAACCAGCAUCAUUUUGACUACCAACCAUUAUCAUCAUAGUCAAUUUUAUUGUCUGUGUCGAACAACUUGUUCAACAUUCAUGUUCAACAUAAAUAUCGUUAUUUUAUUUUCUGGGCAAUUGUUUACAAAUAAACAUUUUCAUUUAGAAAAAAAAAUCUGUUCAAUUUUCAUGUUAUAACGCAUUGUCAUAAUUGUUGGUACAUGAAUCAUCAUUGAUCAUUGAUCAUUGUUGGUCAAUUAAAAAUCAAUCAAGAAUUUUUUUUGCACAAUUUUUUAAUGCCUAAUCAUUAAUUGAAAAUUCAAAUUGGUAAAGAAUAGAUUAAAAGAAAUGUCAACGACAUUUGGAUUGAGUUUUGUCUCAUCAUUAUUGGUUGGUAAUAAUGAUGAUCAAAAUCAAUUGAAUAGAACAUCAAUCAAUACUGUUGGACAUCAAUUGUCAUCAUCGUCAUCAACGAAUAGUAGUAAUAGUAAUAGUAGUAAUAGCAGUAUAAGAAGUAUGAGUUCAUCAUCAUCAUCAAUGAAAUUAGAACCAACAACAACAUCAGCUAUAAUCAUGCCUACUGGAUCAUCAAAUGGUAAUGGACAACAAUCGGUUGCUGUAUCGAGUUUAUUGACAGAAACAUCAGCAUCAAAUCGGAAUAUUUCAAGCUCACCAUCAAUACCGCCAUCAGCAUCAUCAGCAUCAUUAAGAUCACAACAACCAACAUCAUCAUCAUCAGCAACAACAUUGUCGACAAGCGUAGCCGCAUCAUCAUCGAAUAGUUCACCCACGUCAUUUAAACAAUCCAACUAUGAAACGACCAACAAUAGUACUCCUUCUAGACUAAUUGCCGGAUAUCCGAGACUACCGGGUUUGUAUAGUUCAACAUAUGCCUCGGCCAAUGAUCAAAGUUCAACAUUCUAUCAAACAAAUAGUGCUGCGGCUGCCGCCGCUGCUGCUGCAUCAUUCUAUCCAUCAUUGAGUACUCAUUAUGAAUUAGAUAAAAGCAACGGAAAUAGUUGGACGCCGUUGACAGCAGCUGCGGCUGCAUCACAAGCAGCAACUACACAAUACCAUACGCCUUAUGAUGCACAUCAUUCAUUCUAUGGUCCAUAUGGUAAUUGUUAUGGAGCCAUCGAUAGUGCUGCUCGACGAAAGAAUGCAACCAGAGAGACGACCAAUACAUUGAAAGCAUGGCUUUAUGAACAUCGAAAAAAUCCAUAUCCAACUAAAGGCGAAAAGAUUAUGUUGGCCAUCAUAACCAAAAUGACAUUGACACAGGUGUCAACAUGGUUUGCUAAUGCAAGAAGACGAUUGAAAAAAGAGAAUAAAAUGACAUGGGAACCAAAAAAUAAAACAAAUGAUUCACGUGACAAUGAUUCGGAUAAAGAUUCUCAAAAAAUUAUCGAUGAUGAUGAUGAUGAUAUGGUGGUUGGCGGUAUUGUCAAUAAUAAAAAUGUUGAUAACGGUAAUGGACUACGAAUCAAUAAAGAUCAAGAUGGACGACUAACAAACACUAACAACAACGGUAUUCUAAUCGGUCAAAAUACUAUGGCGGCAUCAAACAAUCAUCAUAAUCAUCACAAUCACAAUAAUCAUCAUCCUCAUCACCAUCAGCAUCAUCAUCAUUUGACCAAAGGUCAUUUACUAUCUAAUCAAAGUGGAAAUAAUGUUGUUGGUGGACAAUUAAGAUCACCACAACAGCCAACGGCAACUACAUUGAUUUCACCGCCACCGUCACAUUCAUCACAAACAUUUGGACUUACAAUGGUCGAAAGUGAUAACACGAUGGAUGGACAAAGGCCAAAAAUCUGGUCUUUGGCACAGACAGCGACAUCGGCUGAAGCAGCUUCAGCAGCAGCCGCUGCUGCUAGUCUUGCUGGACGUUUAUAUCAUCAUACAACAACAGCCGCUGAUUGGUCAACAGCAGCAGCCGCACAUUAUGCUGCCGCUCAACAAUUUCAAUCUGGACAGAAUUUUUCCGAUAAUCUAUCGUUGAUUAAUCCUUUGUCAGAACAUUAUCAUCAUCAUCAUCAUAAUCAUACUCAUUCUUCUCAUCAUCAAGUACCAACACAACAAUCAAUAACGGCAAAUAAUAACCAUCAAAACGUGCAAUCACCAUCACAUGCACCAAAUAGUGGCAAUCAUUUACAUCAUCAUUUUUAUUCACCACCACCACCACCACCUCUUCCGCCAGCUUCAUCAUCAUCAUCAAAACAAAAUGGAUGGAAUGAUGAAACAUCAUCAUCAAUGGUGAAUGGACCAUCAUCAAAUGUCAAUAAUAACAAUGUUGGAUUUAAUGGAUGUUCAUCGUUUCAUCUGGCCACAAGCAACAUACAAAUGCCACUUUAAAAAUAUAUUCAAGGUUCUUGAUGAUUAGUAUAACCUAGUUUGUAUUGAGAAUUUUUUUUUUUGGACUGAAUUACUUUUAUUAUGUGUUAGGUUUUUUGUGUGUAUACUUACAUUUACAUUCCAAGAAUAUUUUGUU
This is a messenger RNA of Dermatophagoides farinae (American house dust mite), 2856 nucleotides long. RefSeq lists its product as uncharacterized. Gene Ontology annotation, molecular function: RNA polymerase II cis-regulatory region sequence-specific DNA binding; DNA-binding transcription factor activity, RNA polymerase II-specific. Gene Ontology annotation, biological process: neuron differentiation; regulation of transcription by RNA polymerase II; cell development. The record is from RefSeq and is a predicted model, not a curated record. Gene Ontology annotation, cellular component: nucleus. NCBI's taxonomy places the organism in Eukaryota, Metazoa, Arthropoda, Arachnida, Sarcoptiformes, Pyroglyphidae.